This is a messenger RNA of Hirsutella rhossiliensis, 3438 nucleotides long. Its product is annotated as ATPase family associated with various cellular activities (AAA) domain-containing protein. Gene Ontology annotation, molecular function: ATP binding; DNA binding; ATP hydrolysis activity. NCBI's taxonomy places the organism in Eukaryota, Fungi, Ascomycota, Sordariomycetes, Hypocreales, Ophiocordycipitaceae. The coding region runs from base 1 to 3438 and encodes 1145 amino acids. The record is from RefSeq and is a predicted model, not a curated record. Gene Ontology annotation, cellular component: nucleus. The transcript has 4 exons.
AUGGCUCAAGGCGGCGUUGAAGAGCCAUCUUCAGAAAAGCUUCACCCCUUCUUCAUCAGGGGCGCCGGUAGCGACGCGCCCUCGACAUCAUCCGAAAUCUGCACCGCGAGCUCUGCCAGCGGCCCAGCAACCGAGAACCCCAUGCUGGAUUCGGGCGACGAUGAUCGCCGCAAGAAGAGGCGCAAGACCGAAUCCUCCCCAUCCCAGGCCGGUUCUGAGGCAAAGAAGAUCCGGAGAAGGAGGAGGAAAAAUGAAGGGCUCGACAGUCCUUCGGCGGGCGCUGGCAUCAUAAGCCACCUGGUCAGGGCCGACCCGUCUCCAUUAAACACAGCUUCGAUGACUGCCACGCCUCCAGAUGGCAACGCUGACCUACUGACACCGCUAAGCGACACACUAGCCCGGCAGCCCACCAGAUCCGUGACGGCCGCCUCGACAACCAACGCGAAGCUUCAGGAUAAAUCGCAGCAGGCACCAAAGCAAAGCAAAGGUCCAUCCAUGGUCGUUUGCAUUAGAUAUGGACGAGAUGAUCAAACCAGGCAAGCUAUUGGUGCCAAGGUCACACAGAUUCUCAGCGGCGAGCUGCAGAUUCUAAGCGGCGAGCUGCAGAUUCCAAGCACCCCGACGAGGAAGCGUGGGGUCCGAGCCUCUGCAGUCCCCAAGAACCUGUCGGCAGUCAAAGGAGAGGGGGAAAAUUCCCUACACCCCUUUUUCACCGGCAGGUCGAAGCCGCCCCCACCCUCGGAGCAGAGUGAAUCCGUCGUUUCUACCAAGAAGAAUAAUGAGCCGAAGUGUUCCGUGUUCAUGUCGACGCCAGUCUCCCCUCGAAAGCCGAGAAAACUAUUUGCUUCGGACGACGCGAAUAAGGCAGCGCAGUUUGGUAUGAAGUCACCGGGAACUAAAAUCCCCGGUGCCAUGCUUCCGAUGUGGCCCGCCGCCGGCAUGAGCCAUGUUCGCGGUGGAGAUGGGUGCAGCAGCAACGGACCGAAUAUCUUGUCCCAGGACGAGCUAUGCAAGAAGUCCAAGGGCUACGUCAUAACAAUCACGCCACCGGAGUCUUUGUUAACUUAUCUGGUUGACCAGAUGCAUCUGGAUUCGGUACGCAAAAACCUACCCAGGGAUGAGGGCAGCUUUGCGCCGGCUCCUGCCGAACUACGUCUUCCUCGGAGGCGCUUCGAAAGCGGGCGAAGGCUUCAGAAUCGCAUCAGAUCGCGUUUAGCAAUGUCCUCGGCCGCGCUCACCACCGUCGACGACUCGAGUCAGGACGAGCUCUCGUCAUUACCGACGACCCUUUCAGCAUUCGACAAAUCAAGCUGUGAGGGCCUUUCUUGGACCCAAAAAUACGCCCCAGCGACGGCAGCGCAGGUACUACAGACCGGAAAGGAGACAUCUCUUCUCAAACAGUGGCUCGAGGCUCUCAAGGUUCAGUCUGUCGAAUCUGGAGGCGAUACGGGCGGCGACAAGAAGGCGAAAUCGGAAACGACUCUUAAAAAGAAGAAGAGGAAAGCCAAACUUGAAGGCUUUGUCGUUGAUAGUGACGAUGAGGCAAGCGAGCUGGGUGAGCUCUCUGAUGUUGAGGACGACGGGAAUGCUGCGGGCUCGGGGCUGAUUAAGAGAUCGGUUAUCCGAGCUGCAGAAGCCUCGUCUAGGAACUCGAGAGCCUCGGGCAGGCUGAGGAACACCGUUGUCAUCAGCGGCCCUCAUGGCUGUGGAAAGACGGCUUCUGUGUAUGCGGUGGCCAAAGAGCUCGGAUUUGAAAUAUUCGAGCUUAACCCUGGCAGCCGCAGAAGUGGCAAGGACAUACUGGAGAAGGUUGGCGACAUGACACGCAAUCACUUAGUCCAGCACCAUCGGGCUCAAGCCGCAGGGGCCGACGGCGAGACCGACGAACCCGCAGAGCAUUCGAAUUCAGCCAAGCAGGGGAUGAUGACGUCCUUUUUCAAGCCAAAGCCCACUGCCAACGUGAAUCACCAAUCCCAGAAGCAGUCCCUCAUCCUUCUCGAGGAGGCCGAUGUGCUGUACGAGGAAGACAAGCAAUUCUGGACAACGCUCAUGACGAUGAUGAUGCAGUCCAAGCGGCCCUUUGUUGUGACUUGCAACGACGAGAACCUCAUACCGAUCCAGAGUCUGAGCCUGCACGGCAUAUUCCGCUUCUCGGCGCCCCCGGCAAGCCUUGCCGUCGAUCUCUGCCUUCUCAUCGCUGCAAACGAAGGACAUGCCCUGGGGAGGUUAGCCGUUGAGUCGCUAUACCGCUCCCGAGGUGAAGACUUGAGAGCGACAAUCUCCGAGCUCAACUUCUGGUGCCAGAUCGGAAUAGGCGAUCGGAAGGGCGGCUUUGACUGGUUUUACCCUCGCUGGCCUAAAGGAUCUGAUCUCGACGAUAACGGCGAUGUGGUCAGAGUCAUCAGCGAUGGCACCUACCUUCAUGGAAUGGGCUGGAUUGGACGCGACCUGAUCGCCACGACCCCAGAGCCCCUGGCGAUGGAGGAGGAGGCCCUGCGCCAAGCCUGGAACUCAUGGCAAAUGGACAUGGGUGAUUGGUGUGAUUCACACGAUGCGACCAAGGCGACCGCAAACACGGCCCCGUUGUCGUCUUCCCUCUCCAACGGUGGCAUCAAAGCUCUGGCUGCCUACGAGGACUUCUGCGGCGUGAUGAGCGACGCAGACAUUUGCUCAAGGGGCGCCUUUGGCUCAAAGCUGGAGGAGCAGAUGGAUCCGACUCUGCCGGAGCUGGCCACUGGCGCCAGGGACGACUUCAUCGUCGGGCUCACGCUCCUGCAGGCGGACGCCGCGGCGCUCCCGACUCCGGCGAGCGCGGCAGAGGCAAUUACGAUCAAGUCAUUCGCACGACAGGUCCUCCUCCGCGCUACAACAGGUUGGAGUACAACUGGGGACGACGAAGCGUUGGCGCCCGUGGACGAGGGCAAGGCUGUCUCCGUCCUGGAUUCGUCGUUUCAAGCGCGCCGCCACCAACUGACGCGGCAAAACAUCUCGCUGGCCUUUGACCCCAUCGCCGUCUCCGCCAAGGCCCCGCCGUCCUCGCACCUCGACCCCUCCGUCUUCGACCGCCCCAUGAAGCCCAUCAUCCUCGACGUUGCGCCCUGGGUCCGCGGUAUCAUCGCCUUUGAGCACCGCCUGAUGCAGGAGCGGCUCAAGCUCAGCAGCCUGCUCAGCGAGGGCGGCGUCGACACGACGGCGACGGCGAGGAAGAAGCGCAUGCGCACGACGCGCUCGGCCUACUCGGCGCUCGAGGGCAGCGAGCGCAGGACCACGCGCAGGGAGAGGUACUUUGGCAACUCCCUCGUCACGGGCGUAGUGAUGCGAACCGGGGCUGCGUCCUUUCAAGACGCGGCUGCGGCGGAUAGGUCCAGCCAAGGCGAUGUUCUUAUUCAGGGGCAAUCCCCAUACAGUCCGCGCACUGUCCGCAGCGAGUCCCCGUGA